CCGCUGUCAGAUGAGUUGGGUCGCUCUCUCAUCUCAUCUAUCCAAAUCCAAUCUCUCGGUCUUGCUUUCUUUCUUGCCAUCCGCAGGCAGGUAUGUUGUGCUUAUGUGCGGGCUGCUUUACUACUACUUCAUGUUUCUUGCCGACUACUUUUGCUUAAUUGACGAGUCUUUCUUUCAUUGAUCCAGCACCGCAGGUUAAGGGAGAAUUUGUCAAGUAUAAUGACGUUGAACAAGGACUGGCUGUUGUAUUUGAACAUGAGCAAAAAUCUUUACGUUCUUGAUGUUAGUAAAUGGUUGGAUUGGUACUCUAAUGAGGACGUUAAGAAGUCGCAUACUAGGCCUGAGUUUAAACUUGCCUACAGUCGUAAAUUUGUUGUUCGGUUUGAAGAAUUUCGUUACAUGAUUGCGAAUUCAGAGCCGUACGUGGUUGGGGGUCAGUAUUUACCCAAUUAUUUAGUUAAAGAAAGGGCCAACCUUGCUGUUGAUGUACCCUUGAUUGUGAGAGUGCGUCCUCCUAAACUCCCCCACUUGUCUGCUCCCAAGCUUGACCCUUGUGUCGUCACUAUAGACGGUAAAAUCUACGUCCUUUCCACACGCAUCUAUGAUGGGUGCAUCAAGGACAAAAAACCUCCACUCCUUUUUGAGGCCUUAUAUCCAGGAUCUCAUGAUUGGAAAGUCCUCCCAAAUCCCCCAUUCAUCAUUGGUCGUACGCUCAACUCCUCUUGUCCUUUUAUCAGUCACUACGGCGCUUGGGGCCAGAAGCUCAUUGUUAAGGAUCCCGUUACGGGCAAAAACUACAUCUUCAACACCGAUGAAGAGAAAUGGGAAGAAGCAUUGGACAUCCAGGACGCUACCGUCCCUUGUUCAGCACAGUUCAAGCAGUUUCUAGUUUCUGUCGAAGAUGGGCACGUGUAUGCGUACCGAUUUGAUGAGGCCAAUGGAAACCCCCGACGUGUUGCAGAGCUGGUUCAGCUUGAGAAGAUCAUUUUCCGUUACCCAAGCACUUACCCUCCCUCCAUUACCAAUUUUGGUGAUGACGGUCUUAUGUCCAUAGUGUGUUCUGGCAUUUUUAAGGAGCGGCGGCAUCACAAGCUCUCCUGGGCACGUGUAGUGGUGUUCCAACUGUGCAUCGAAGGUCUUCCUCCCAAUCAAUCCAUCUGUGUUGAUAUCAAAGCAAAAGGAACAUUCUAUAUCGAUUCGGAACCAAGUCCAAGCUUCAUCCAGAACCAUUGCCGAGCCUACUCCAAUGAUGAUCCAGACAUCUUACAGCUACUUACCACACGUGAUGAUUGGAACAAGUAUGAAGAUUGGGGUGAUGUAAGUUGCAGGAAGAAAGAUAUUCUUCCACCGUGGGAUAGAUUUCCGCUCUUUGGGGAAGGAACAGAAGGAACAGAAGCAACAGAAGCAACAUAUGGUCGUCGCAAGAAGAAGAGGCGGCCACUUCUGAGAAUGAUGAAACUACAACCUAUGUACAAGAAGAUCCGUGUGAAACGGAUCUUUAUCUCCGAUGAAGAUGACGUCUCGUGGCCCUAAGCAAGCGAUGGGAGAGCAGCUUGGCGAAUAUAAGGCAACCUGAGCCUGGCCGAGUUGGGCUGCAGUUGGUGGGUGCGAGUUGACAGUCUUCUCAAUCAAAAGUUUCCUAAUCCGCUUAUCAAGUUGCAUCCUCGAACCUUCCCACUGAAUUGUGACCAACACACAUUCAUGGUGUUUUUUUUAUAAAAAAAUUUACUAUAUUAAUCGCUUAGGGCAUGGAGUCUAGUUGAUGAAUUGUGUAUCUGUUUGGACCCGAUUUUACAAAAUCAGUUCGGCGUUGGAUGGAUAAAAUAUUUGGAUCGUUCCUAGGAUAAAGAUGUUUUUAUUUCUACGAUAAUUAUUUUGAUUAACGAUAUCUAGAUAUUAUCAAUCAGAAUAGUUAUCUUGGAAUUUAAGUACAUCAACAAAUAGAUUUUUAUCCAACAAAAUUGUAGUUGGAUUCCAUCUUGUCAUAUGGCCUCCAUGCAUGGUUGCGGCUGGAUAUAUCAGCAUGGGGUUUGAUUAGAGUUGUUGGAUGCAUGGUCUUUAUGCAGGCAUAGGUGACUUGCAGGUGGGAUAAGUUCUAGUAGUAAAUUGGAUAGGUGUCUGCAACGUGUAGGGCGUAUAGGCAUUGAGAAAAACAAGGUGACUGUUUUGGAUGUGAGAAGAGCCGUGUGUGACUAUCCAACAAAUUCAGUGAUGGGAGAAAGUUAAGUCAAAGUGGGAAUAAAAUAGGAUUAGCAUGCAGAGUCCUUAUGUGGUGAUCGUUUUAUUUCUCAGAAUAUUCCAUUACAAGUCUUUUAGGUGCAAUUGAAAUCCUCUGCUUAUCAUUCGGGCCGUGGCAAGUUAACUCGUCCCUAUAAAUACAA
Molecule: messenger RNA, 2381 nt
Organism: Malus domestica (apple)
Lineage: Eukaryota; Viridiplantae; Streptophyta; Magnoliopsida; Rosales; Rosaceae
Source: RefSeq, a predicted model, not a curated record